This is a messenger RNA of Manduca sexta (tobacco hornworm), 2369 nucleotides long. RefSeq names its product transcription termination factor 5, mitochondrial. The record is from RefSeq and is a predicted model, not a curated record. Lineage: Eukaryota; Metazoa; Arthropoda; Insecta; Lepidoptera; Sphingidae.
UAUUUUUUUGCCCACAAUAUCAUGGCUAGGUUAUGUUAUUGUUUAUUUUAUUUAGUUCCAAAAAAAAAACAAAUAAAAUGGGAUUGAAUAUAAUAACAUUACUGCGUUUAAGUGGAAACCACAUUUAUUUACAAAAAUCAGCAUCUCGAAGGUUUUAUCAUGGUGUACCUUUUCUAGACUUGUAUCGGAGCGCUACAGGUGAAUCCAUAUCCAAAUACCGCCUGGAGAGGAUAAAAUUAAAACAACCAAAUAUUGAGAAGCUGAGUGAAGACCAAAUACAAUGCACAUUACAAAUAUUGCAAAAAUUCAACAUCACUGCAUUGGACGCAUGUCAGAAUGUACAUGUCUUUACUAUGAAUCCCAUCACUAUGGACAACUAUGGAGAGAUACUCAAGGAAUGUGGCUUCAUUAAAAUAGAACCCAAAAAUAUUAUCAAGUACCACACCCUUGUGAAGUCAAAAACCAUAGCUCAGUUAAAAAAGGCUGGUUUGAUGAGGUCGGACAUACAAUUAGAACAAGCUCUUCUGGAUUGUUUCCAAGAUUUGCCAGAUGGCUUUAAAACUCUGGAAAAAUUUGUAGAUGUUCACACAAAUAUAGUAAAAGUUCGCAUGAGUGUCCUAGAAAAAUACCUGAAAUGGAGAUUGACAAUAACAAGUGAAGAAUUCGUAAAGUAUUGUCGUAAUUAUUUGCCAUUGAGGCACAAACCCAUGUCUGACAUACAAGAAGCACUGAAUAUAGCUCAGAAUGAAAUAAAGUUUGAUCUCAAUGGAAUCAGAAGAAAUGGUUUCGUCAUCUCAUCUGAUCCAGUAAACACAAGACUGAUUCUUGAUAAUGUGGAGUCACUUGCUGGCAUGGAUAUAAGAGAUGUUAUAAAGUUGGAACCAGCUAUCUUAAAGAACAAUUAUAAUGCACUUUUACAAAUACGUGAUUUGUUAGAGGAGUACAGAAUACCUUUUGAAGCUCAAAAAAGAUGUCUGAGAGUAUAUUGCAUGCAGCCAAAAACAGUCAAGGAACGGCUUGAAGAACUAAGCAACUUAAAAGAAUACCAAGUAUUAGCAACAAAUCCCAGGGUAUUGUGUAUGGUCAUUCACAAGAAGAAAAUGAUGAACAGACUAACAAAAAUGCAAGCAGUCAAAAAGCAGUGCUACAGUCUAAAUCAUCUAGUCGCGUCGAAUAAAGUUUUUAACAACUAUAUUAGCAGUUUUGGGAAUAAAGUUUGCGGCCGAGAUAUAGCGAUAUUAAUAAGCACAUCUCUAGAGAUAAGUGAUAAUAAAGAUCCUAAGGAAGACGUGAGUGAAUCCCAGACAGUGAAAACUGUGUUGAAUCAAUUGAAAAGACACAAAUACUGGCUCCACAGCGCGCUGAAUGUUAUACACGAAAACAUUGAGUUUUUGAAAAGGAAUUUCGGUUGUGAAGUCAUUUUUAACAACUGUCAGUUACUCUUGUAUCCUGUGAACGAGGUUCAACGGUACAUAAACAUAUUCAUAGAAAUGCGUGAAGGCAACCAUAACGCUGAAGACAAGUUGGACGCAAACUACAACAACCUCAGAUAUACGGCGCUCACCGACGACCAAAUACUGAGCUUGGUUCUAUACGAGAUGGAGAAGUACCAUUUCAGCGGCGAUGGAGUGUGGGCGCUCAUCGAUGGCGUUAAAAUUGACGCCUCUGUGAACUGAACAUUAUAUGAAAAAGUUAUAUUUUUAUCUCGUCGAAUUUUCCCCUUUGCGCUAUGUAGUUUUAAAUUUGUAAAUGUAUCAGCGUGGGCGAGGAGACAAGUGAGGAACUGAUUCGAAUUCGAUUUGAUUUCGAUUGAUUCUGAUUCGAAAAACAUGUGUACAUUUUGUAAAAUAUUAUGAAUUUAUAAAUUAAUAAAUAAAUAGAUUUAUUAGAAUUAAGUGAGUAAUCACUGGAAUGCAUUUUAGAUAAGUUUUGAAGGCUUUUCAAAAGAUCACCAUUUGCUACAAUUAAAUUUUAUUAAUUUAUGCGCAAGUCAGAAGAUUAAGAUUUUCUUAGGUAAAUAGCCUGUCUUUCGAAAAUUAUGUAUUGGUUACGCAGUUGCUAAUUCAAAACUAAAUAAAAAUAAUCGCUGCAGACUCCAGUAUGUAUUGUUUAUGUGACGCAAAUGUUUUAAAACUAUAUAUUUUUAUACGCCUAGCGUAAUCCGCCGCUGAGCGUGCGGAGUCGCUAAGCGAGUGCGGAACACGCGUGGCGUCCAGCGCCUAGCGAGCCGCAUGGGUCAAUACAUGUAAUUCAUUGUUUUAUUUUGACGUAUCUCCAUCGUUGCUUAAUUAAAUAUUUUUAAAUUUAAUAGAUUCUAUACAAACAAUAAUGUUUUGGUGUUGAAAAUAAAUAACGCAAAUAAGCACUUU